This is a messenger RNA of Lingula anatina, 3233 nucleotides long. RefSeq lists its product as uncharacterized. Lineage: Eukaryota; Metazoa; Brachiopoda; Lingulata; Lingulida; Lingulidae. The record is from RefSeq and is a predicted model, not a curated record.
AUUUGCUUCUAUUACGCUCUCAUGUGCUCUCCCUUUUCUUGUAAGCUAUCUCUUUUGUCAUAUGUUUACCUACUCGUUAACACGCAAAGUCGCUUUCUCUAUAUUGCCGUUGAUCAAACAAAUUAUGAAUUAUUGAAUUGAAUUAUAAAAAACAAUGCAUAAAGAAUUAGGAAAUCAAAAAUGGCGUUGUUAGUAUAUUCUUAUUUAUCACGGCUGUCGAUAUAGCUAAUUCCGGGGCAGUAUCACUUCCGCAUGUAUGUGUGUAACAUUGAUGGCCACGAAAUGCGCACUUUUAGAUGCUCAGAAACAAUUAUAUAACAUGCUAGCUCUUUGUUGUCAUAUGGUUUCCUAUAAGGCAGAUUAGAUAAAUUAAGUAAGUUUGCAAAUUGAUAUGGAUUUAAAUGUAAUUUUCUCACCCUCACUCUCGUGUUGAUAAAAUUUUAAAUUAACCUUAAAGACUUGUCAGGUUAAAAAAAAAACAAUCUGUCUACCCAGCAUUCCUUGCAGACAGUUCUAAGCGCAAUGAAUUUUGGGUAGACAGACUGGCUUUAAAGGUCCAAAUUGAAUAUGUGAGGUUAAACGUUCAGGGGUAUGGUAGUCUGAGAAAAAUGAUAGACAUCUAUUUAAGGAGAAACGCUCAGCUGAUUAUACAUUUGAUCUAUAUCAAACAGGUCCAGGAAAACAAUCAGUCAGUAGAAUAUCUAUUGGGUAGGGAUGGUCGAUAAAAAAACCUCACGAUUCGUUAAAUCAAUAGUGACUGGCGAAUUGUUUUUCAUAAGUUUAGAUCCCCUUAAUCUUGGUUUGCGAUUUGAGGAGAGUACCAAAAUAAAAUGACAUUUAAAACGUAAUUUAUAUUCUUUUGCUUCGCGUCCUCUGGCAACAAAUCAACCGUGCAUUAAAGAUAAACAGAAUGUUAUACAGCAAAACUACAAACAUUAAUUUCGAUCCAUGAAAGAAAUAGACGAUCAUUUCUCUCUAAAUGUGAGCAACAGCAUUCCUAUAUGCAGGGCCAGUUUCACUUUCGGUUUCAGGUUUAUUAUGGUUUCAUCAUUGGCCAGCCAACCCUGGCGGUGUGUCUUGUUAUUUUACUGUGGCUAAAAGGCAUUGCCAUCCCCGGAAGACUCAGAGUUUUCUGCGCUUUAAUGGAUCCCGUAUGGAGCUUCGCCGCCCUCACACUGGGCAUGUUAUUUUUUACACUACCAGGAGAUCUAGCGCUCUCCUCUUGUGUUCAGAGUUUGGGCAACGAAACUGAGACCUUUGCAAAUUGUUUAAAGAAGACGGAGUUUACGCACGCUUGGCUUCUGGAAAAGAUUCGACCUGUCCGUAAAAUGACAGACCACGCCCUUGCAGUAGCAUUCUUGAAAGAAGAGAAGUACAUCUACGGAGCCGUAUUCCUCUUCAUUCCACUGGUCAUCCACGUCGUUUCGAGAAUCAAACAGAGGCCGUUUCUGCCACACUUCGUCGUCACAGUCCUGUGCUCGGAAAUGGUAUUGGGCGAGCUGUACUGUCUCCUCCUCAAUGCUUUCGACGUGGCAGAAAACGAGAGGAUUCAGACCCUACUUGUCAUCGGCACUGUGUUCGUGGUAGUCGGUUCCAACCCACUGGCGUUUUAUCCUUUUUUCACAUUCGAUGAAAAUGUGACAAAAGUCAGCAAAAAAACUUCUCAGAUUGACAAGGCAUUGCAGGAUCGUCACGUACUGGCUGUGAUGUUCUAUAACAGUGUUUUUCUGAACCUACUGAUGUUUUUCAUUCAGUUACAUGUGGCAGGAUCCACAAUUGCCUUCGAUACAUCCUUGGGUGUUGCCAAUGCAGUAUUCCUCGCCUUGAACGUGGUGGUCCCAUUCAUCGCCGCCUUAGUAACAGGCUACGUCUGCCAGAAGCGCUAUUGCCGCCCAAAGCAAUUGCCCCAGACACUUCUGCCGCCUCCUGCAGAUGUGUAGUGUAGUUAUACGUGUGUCCGAGGGUGGCCGCAUGGCUGGCCUCUGUUCAUUGAUCACAUAGGCGGGAUACAGAAAUUCAACCCCGUCAAACACUGAACUGGCAAUGCUUGACUUCAUAUGCAACGGUAAGAGUUGAAGAUAUCACAUAUCUUUUUCAUGUUGGUAUACAGAGUGAAUUCCUUUUGUACUAGAAGCAGCCAUUUGUGCUUUGUAAAGUAGCUUCAAUGGCAUUUUCUAAAAAAAAAAUUGAUUUGUAAGUACAUAUACUUUUCAAAAAGAAAGAAAAAAAAAAGGAAAUGGGUUUUUCUUGUUGCCACUGUGCUAGGGUUUCACAGUACAGAGCAAAAAUCUUGUGGUGCUCAAUAGAUGCAAUGCAAAAGACCAUUAACAGUGAACAUAGUCGACCUAACUUAGCAGAUUUAUGAGUGAAACAAGCACACAGCACUUCAAAAUCUUUAUUUUCUUGUAAUAUAAGUAGAUUUUAGAUCUACGUUGUAGUUGCAUGUAUAUAAUCAUGCUGUUAAUAUAGGGUAAAAGAAGUAUAUUAAUUUAAAUAUCAAACUUUAUACUGCCGUAUUUUUCUACAUAAUCUCUAAUGGAUAUUGAUAGCCACAUGCAAUUAUUUUCUUUAAAGAAAAUGUACAUAAUCAGGCCUGUAGCCAGGGAUUCUAAAAGGGGGGGGGGGGGUCCUUAACCACACUAGAGAAGUGAAUAGGUCCUGAAUAAAAUUUGAUUCAGAGUGGACCUUUUUCUGGCAAAAAGGGCGGUUCUUUUGAACACCCUUGCCUAUGGGCCUGAUUGUAAUGCUCUUCUAAUUAUACUCAUUUUCAUUCCAUCUCACCUUUGAACAAGCUUGAUACCCAUUUUGUAUUACAAUUUCCAUAUUUUGUAUCAUCAUACUCUGACAACACACUGGUAGGAUUUUAUUUGACAUGUAAUACGUUUAUUUAUUUGACAUGUAUAUAAUGAAAAUACUCCAUGAGUAUAUGAUAAAAAUACUUAGGGCUCAUUUCCAUUGAAACUAUUGGUCAAUGUAAAUUGAUUCAACUCCACAGGGACUCUCGCUGAAUGCAAUCAGUUUAACAAAUUUCAACCUCUCGUUUCCAACAUUUUUGCAUAAUCAACAGCUUUUCUGUAUUCUACUAUAUACCAUAAGGCAGCAUGUAAAUCUGUUUAUCUGGUUGCAUUCAGGGAGUCCCGCAGUUGGAUGGAUCUACAUAGGGACCAUUUCCACAGAUAUUUAGAUCGAUCUAUCUCCCUGGGGAGUCUCACUAAAUUGAUGUAAACUGCCCG